Messenger RNA from Tarenaya hassleriana, 1728 nucleotides. Its product is annotated as cytochrome P450 704C1-like. The transcript is spliced from 5 exons. Gene Ontology annotation, molecular function: iron ion binding; oxidoreductase activity, acting on paired donors, with incorporation or reduction of molecular oxygen; heme binding. The record is from RefSeq and is a predicted model, not a curated record. Lineage: Eukaryota; Viridiplantae; Streptophyta; Magnoliopsida; Brassicales; Cleomaceae. Bases 53 to 1588 code for a protein of 511 amino acids.
GCCUAGAGAAAAUGUAAGCAGGAGACAAAAAGAGAAGAAGAGAGACAAAAGGAUGAAUUUCUUCUGUAUAAUCGCCACCUUGGUGUUCUCCAUAAUCAUCAGUAUCUUGUUCUAUAUACUGAAUCUAACAAUCAGAAUAUUCGCCGGAAAAUCCAUAAACAGCCCGGAAUAUGCUCCGGUCCACGCCACCAUUUUCUUCUUGUUCUUCCACGGCCACGACAUAUACGAUCACGAGACCGAAAUCGCGAGAAAGACGCCAACUUUCAGGCUAUUAGCUCCGGGACAAAGCGAGAUAUUCACCGUCGAUCCUCGUAACGUCGAGCAUAUUCUCAAGACGAGGUUCGACAACUACAGCAAAGGGCAAUACGCACGUGAUAUACUCUCGGAUCUUCUCGGACAUGGAAUAUUCGCCGUCGACGGAGACAAGUGGAGACAACAGAGGAAACUUUCGAGCUUCGAGUUCUCGACGAGAGUCCUUAGGGAUUUCAGCUGUUCUGUUUUCAGAGGAAACGCAGCUAAGCUUGCUGGAGUUUUCAUGGAGUAUGCUCUUUCUGGCCAACCCUUUGAUGCUCAAGAUUUGCUGAUGAGAUGCACAAUGGAAUCUAUUUUCGAAGUGGGGUUUGGAGUGAGUUUGAGGUGUUUGGAAGGGAUGAGCAUAGAAGGGAAAGAAUUCAUGAAGGCUUUUGACGAAGCGAACACUACGACCAGUUUCAGAUUCGUCGAUCCUCUUUGGAAACUGAAGAGAUGUCUAAACAUAGGAUCAGAAGCCAAACUUAAAAGGGACAUUGCUACUAUUGACAACUUCGUCUGCAAUCUCAUCCGCACCAAGAGGAGACAACUUUCCUCACGACAAGAAUCUGAUGGUAAGGAGGAUAUACUAUCGAGGUUUCUUGCGGAGAGCGAUAAAGAUCCAGAGACAAUGAAUGACAAGUACAUGAGGGAUAUCAUACUUAACUUCAUGAUAGCCGGGAAAGACACAAGUGCAGCUGCUCUUUCAUGGUUCUUAUACAUUAUCUGUAAGAAUCCACUUAUUCAGGAGAAGAUUGCUCAAGAAGUAAGGGAAGUCACUGGAAGUGAAGGGGAAACAAUGAAAACAGAGGAUUUCAUUCAAAGAAUAACAGAAGAAUCUCUUGACAAGAUGCAUUAUCUCCAUGCAGCCUUGUCUGAAACCUUGAGGCUUUACCCUCCAGUUCCUGUGGAUAUGAGGUGUGCAGAAAGUGACGACAUUCUCCCGGAUGGAUAUAGAGUGAAUAAAGGCGACAAUGUUUACUACAUUGCCUACGCGAUGGGUAGGAUGACAACCAUUUGGGGUGAAGAUGCUGAGGUUUUUAGACCUGAGAGGUGGCUCAAGAAUGGAAUUUUACGGAUCGAAUCACCUUUCAAAUUCAUAAGUUUCCAUGCUGGUCCAAGAAUCUGUCUGGGAAAGGAUUUUGCAUACCGACAAAUGAAGAUCAUAUCAAUGGUGCUUCUUCGUUUCUUUCGCUUCAAAUUGGUCGAUGAGAAGAGAAAUGUGACUUACACUAGAAUGCUUACACUUCAUGUUGAUGGAGGGCUUCAUCUAUAUGCAUCCCCGAGGGCAAAAACUUGAUUUUACAUUAAAAGUUUUCUAUAUUUUUUUGUAAUUUUGUUAAGUUUUCUACAAUGUAGUUUGAAAAAUAAAUGAUAACAUUCUACUGCUAAGCAAUACAUAAAAGGUGUAAUUAUCACAUAAACAAUUUUUAGAGAAGU